AUGAAACUGGCUCUCGAAGCGAAACAUCUGUGGCGAACGGAUCCCUUGUACAAGGACUUCUAUUAUGAAAGAGGACUGGUCUGGGCAGACAUCAACAGAUCUGAAUUUUCAAAGAAUGUUAUUGCUAACUAUGAAGGAUUUGGAGUGAAAGGUAGUGACGAGAAGUGCGAGCUCGUCACUCCAGAUGCAAUUCGUGAUCUUAACCAUGGGCUUUUCUCGGGUGCCGACCUAGGUGAUCUUACCGAAGUACUCCUGAACGAGAGCAGCGGGUGGGUUGAAGCUAGAGAAACUUUACAGAAAGUUAUUGAUGCAGCUGUAUCUACUGGAGUGGUGAAGUACAUUGAAACGGACAUUUCCAGUCUCAUAUUGGAUGAAGAUAGGAGUGUUUGUACUGGAGCUCGGUCUGUGGAUGGUCAGGUGUUCAUUUCGGACUCCGUUAUUCUUGCGACAGGAGCAGAGACCGCAAGGCUACUAGUGAAAAGUUCUCCAGAGACCCCAGAGCUUCACGUAGGUAGUCGAAUGUCGGCAGCGGGGCUAAUCACGGGUGUCGUAAAAUUAGGUCAGAAAGACGCAGAGCAAUUCCGAUCCGGUCCUGCUUUUCUCCUCGCUGGUGGUGAAGGCCAAGGAGGGAUGAUACCACCAAACGCAGAGAAUGAAUUGAAAAUUACCUGUGACCUUAGUUUUACAAACACCAUCGAAAUUUGCAAUGGAAAUCGUAUCUCAACACCUCCGAGUGACCCUUUAUCAAACUAUUCAGCGUUUGCAGCCGAAAUGAAUCACGCUCUCGCUACUGUAAGCGAGCAUAUGCUCGGUGAUCAGGGACAAGCGUUUGAAUAUGAAGAUUGUCGCAUAUGUUGGGACGCUAUCACUCCUGACCAAAACUUCAUUAUCUGUCAACAUCCGCGCUGUAAACAUCUAUUUAUGGCAACCGGAGGAUCUUUCCAUAGUUGGAAAUUCUUCCCCAUCUUAGGGAAGUAUGUUGUCCAAAUGCUUGAAGGGCAAUUAGACCAAAGUCUUGCACAGCGCUGGGCCUGGGAUCGAGAUUCUAUUACCUCGACAACAAAUGAGAGGAUGAUGCCCGUGCGAGAAAUGAGGGAUCUGAAAAGGAAUCGAAGUAGCACCUAA
This is a messenger RNA of Talaromyces proteolyticus, 1125 nucleotides long. Its product is annotated as FAD dependent oxidoreductase. Bases 1 to 1125 code for a protein of 374 amino acids. The transcript has 3 exons. Gene Ontology annotation, molecular function: saccharopine oxidase activity; flavin adenine dinucleotide binding; sarcosine oxidase activity. The record is from RefSeq and is a predicted model, not a curated record. NCBI's taxonomy places the organism in Eukaryota, Fungi, Ascomycota, Eurotiomycetes, Eurotiales, Trichocomaceae.